Owenia fusiformis is the source of this 1541-nucleotide messenger RNA. NCBI's taxonomy places the organism in Eukaryota, Metazoa, Annelida, Polychaeta, Sabellida, Oweniidae. The record is from the annotation of a GenBank genome assembly.
CGCUAAUACAAAUUUGAAAAAUAAUUUUAGCAAAUGAACAAUUAGAUAUUUGUUUGAAUAUGGCCCAGCGGCUAUCUAAACAUUAUUUCCAAAACAGUGCUCUAAUAUUUUGAGUUCCAGUUGACUUAAAGUGUCCAUAAUCCACGGUUUUAUCAGUUGACCUAGAUUUCGGAAAUAUUUCCCAACGAGUAGAAACUUCUGUUCAUUCCAUCAGAAUGGAGGCGUUUCCAGUGGACAUUCAGCUGUUUAUACAGACUUUGAUAUGGUUUGGAAUCGUUCUCACUGGUCUUAUUACCAGUGUUCCUAUUGGUGUUACACAGACUAAUUUUGGUGGAAACUGCGUUCUUUAUGGGACAUUUCAAUGGAAAAAUUCUUCAUACUUUGACUACAAUUUUGGACCUGCUGCUACAUGUCACUUUAUUGUCUAUCUUCACGUGUUUGUAAGCAUUGUCUUCGCAUGUGGCAUGGGAAUUUACUACUCAUAUGCAACAUACAUGAGUAUUACCAAGGAUAAAAGCAUAGCGACCCAUAUGUGGGUGAUGCCAUUCCUGUUGUGUAAUUCAGUUAUCACUGCUAUUAUCUUCAUCACAUCAUGUAUUGUUGGAGUUGGCUUCGCUCAGUGGUGUGGUGGCUUUCUUAGUGGGCGUGACCUUGGGGCUUCUAUUGAUGGAUGUGCGAGUGGUCAGAACAUGGAUAUCUGGGGGCCAACUUGGAAUGCUCAUGCACCUGCUGGUACCAGCUAUUUUUCUGGAACUUUCUUCAACUUCAUGACAGUUGGCCAGACUGCAUCAUGGGUAGCAUUCCUCCUGUGGACUGCACAGACCUCAUUUACAGGUAUUCGUCUCUACAGAAACAUCAAAUUGCGCUCUGCUGGUGAUGGUUUUGUUGGCCAAGAUGAGUUUGCGGAUACUGCUAACAUUGGGAAUACAACACCAUCAGCUUAGGUGUUACUGAUGUCACAUCAACUGAUAACUAUUAAGCCCUCACAUUUUAAGGUGACAGGUGUGAAUUUGACCACAAAAUUCAAAAACAUACCCAUUUUAUGUAUUUACUUAGUCAUGGGCUUUCUAGAGACUUGAAAGCCCAGGAAUUAGUGAAACAUGUUUUCCAUCUAUUUUAAUGGGUUUUCACUACCUAUGUCUGAUACCAGUGAAAUGGCUGCUAUUUUGAAUGAACUUAGAGAAAUAUGAUGAACUACUGACAAUGUUCAAAAUGUCUUCCACAUUAUUGGAGGUGUGUUUUUAAUGAUAUCUUUGCUUGGCAAUGUCAGAUCUUAAAGAUGCAAGUUCUAGUCUAUUAAUAUUUUUUCAAGUUUGACCACUUGAAAUAUGUUCCACUGUAAAACACUUUUAUUCAGAAAUUCAGCAAAUCUUUAUAUUCUGGUUCAAUUAAGACUUUGUCCCACUUAUACCAAUGGUACUACAUAUUGCAGCAAAUUAGGGAAUGUAAAACGUAAGCUCAUUUAAACAGUUACAUAUCAUUAUCAUGAAUUAGAAGUAUUUUAGUUUUUUUUAUUGAAGGUGAGAAUUACAGCUUUUGAC